AUGGCGCUCCUACUGGCAGCCAACGGCGUGUCUGCCAAUCGCCGCCUGUUGGCCAGCCCCGCCGUCACGGACGCUGUCACGGGCGCCCUGCCCCCUGUCACGGGCGCCGCCGGGGGCGCCACGGGCGCCGUCACCGGCGCCGCUGGGGGCGCCACAGGCGCCGUCACUGGUGCCGCCAGAGGCGCCACCGGCGCCGUCACCGGCACCGUCCCUGCCGUUAAGGGCGCUGUCACCGGCGCCGUCCCCCCUGUCACUGGCGCCGCCAGGGGCGUCACUGGCUCUGUCCCCGCCGUCACGGGCGCCGUCACAGGCACUGUCCCUGUCGUCGUUGGCGCCGCCAGGGGCGCGACCGGCGCCGUCACUGGCGCUGUCCCAACCGUCACGAGCGCUGUCUCUGGCGCGGUCCCCCCUGUCGUCGGCACUGUCAGCGGUGUCGCUGGCGCUGUCCCCGCAGUCACUGGCGCUGUCACUGGCACCGUCCCCGCCGUCACCGGCACCGUCCCCGCCGUUACUGGCACUGUCUCUGGUGUUGUCCCACCAGUCACUGGCACCGUCAGGGGCGCCACAGGCGCCGUCACCGGCACCGUCCCUGUCGUCGUGGGCGCGGCCAGGGGCGUCACCGGCGCCGUCCCCGCCGUCACCGGCAUCGUAACCCCCGUGAAAGCGACCACCGGCGUGGGUGCCACCGUCGGCCGCGCCGUGGGCCUCAACACCAACGUCGGCGCCACCGUCGGCGGCGUCGCGGGGUCCAAGGUUGCCCUUGCCCUCGGCACAGACCGUCUCGACGACGUGAAGAUCGACACCGGCCUGAACACUGCCACCACCGCUGGUGAUGGCAGCGCGGGCACCAACGCCGGCGCCGGCGCUGGCACGGGGCUUGGCGGAGCCGUGGGCAAGGUCGGCAGCACUGCUGGCGGCGCAGCGGGCAGUGUUGGCGGCAGCGUCGGGGGCACCGUGGGCAGUGUGGGCGGUGCGGCCCGCAGCGUGGGGGGUGCUGUCGGCGGCGCAGUCAGCAAGGCGACCAAGGGGAUUGGCCGCCACUGA
This is a messenger RNA of Monoraphidium neglectum, 1044 nucleotides long. RefSeq lists its product as hypothetical. The record is from RefSeq and is a predicted model, not a curated record. The coding region runs from base 1 to 1044 and encodes 347 amino acids. NCBI's taxonomy places the organism in Eukaryota, Viridiplantae, Chlorophyta, Chlorophyceae, Sphaeropleales, Selenastraceae. The transcript has 2 exons.